Venturia canescens is the source of this 5144-nucleotide messenger RNA. It is a transcript of the gene tapas, whose product is annotated as tudor domain-containing protein 7. Gene Ontology annotation, cellular component: P granule. Gene Ontology annotation, biological process: spermatogenesis; piRNA processing; P granule organization. The transcript is spliced from 15 exons. Bases 660 to 4106 code for a protein of 1148 amino acids. Lineage: Eukaryota; Metazoa; Arthropoda; Insecta; Hymenoptera; Ichneumonidae. The record is from RefSeq and is a predicted model, not a curated record.
GUGUGCGUGAAAUUCCAGAGCACAUAAUAAUAAAUAAAACCGCUUGUUUUUAGUUUAGCGAGCCAGAAAGGGGGGUGUGUGGGGGAGUAGGCAAAAAAGUGGGAAACGAGGUUUCACUGUGGAGUGGGGAAGUCAUCACCGUCCCAAAUAGUGCAAAUUUAACGCACGUACAAAUCCCCAAUCCUCAAGUGUCCCAAGUUCGUCUUUGUUCUUUGAGUCUCUGUACACGCUGUAGAAUGCGUAUGUUUUAAUGGUGUUUGUGACCUUUCGAGAAUCGUAAACAUUGCCGAGAGAAAGGGGAGAGAGGACGGUAGUAGGGGGAACGUUUCGAGUGGUUGGAAAGAUUUUUGUACGUGUGGGAAUGUCAAAACCCGUUGGAACGUCGUCGUGCCAAGAGAUUGUGUCGUGUUACACUUCGUGGAAUUUGAUUAAAACUCAAGACUGAUUAUACGUUCAUUACAUAAGCAUAUUAGUGUCAUAUAUCUGCCUUUAGUCUACGUAUAUCUGCUCAAAUAUCUGUAUAUGUGCGAAACAGUGUCGCCGGUAUAUUUCGUGCAUAUUUUGUGAACAGAAAUUGAGUGUGAUCAGAGAAGUGCUAAAAUUAGGAAAUCUCCACAAUUCAACGGAUUUGAAGCGGCAAGGCCUCUCAGCCGUCAGUCAUGGCGAGCGACCAGGAAGACAUCAUUCAGGCGGUUCGAUCCUGUCUGCUGACUUUCAAAAAUGGCACCAGCGUCGCCGAAUUGAAUCGGGACUACAAAUCGCUGGAAGGUCGAAACAUUCCGUUCCGUAAUUUCGGAUUUGCAACUUUGGAAUCGAUGCUUCAAAAUGCUCCCGGAAUAAGGUCGUCCCGGCGAGGUGGAGAGUUGUGGGUCGAGAUCAUUCCAACGGCGGAGACUCAGCACAUUUCGAAAUUAGUCGCGGGUCAAAAAGCCCCGAAAUCUCGUCGCAAAAAGACUCGUUCGAGUUAUUAUUCCACGAGCUCUUCGCGAGGCGGUAAUCCCAGAAGUAGAACUUCCUCAGGACAUCAUGUGAAUAAUUAUUCGAGGUUUCAAGCGCGAUCUUCGGCCCCGAAACCGUUGAUGAACAAUCCGGUGCGUCCACCACCGACGACGAAUGGUCGUUUCGCAGGGAAUGCCGAUUUUCCGUCCGCCUCAAAGCCGUUGGUGCAACGAGUCACUCAACCUCGACAGGAGCUGGAUUAUUUGGUGAGGCCGAAAAUGGGGCCGGUGUCCUCAGACGUCGAGGGUCAAAAAGUGGCGAAUUCGCCGGUUCCGGAACCGCCUAGAGCUCAGGAGAGUCCCAAAGUAGUGAGCCAACCUUUCGCGACCUUCAAUCCACCCGCGGCUAACGCGGCUGCUCCCAGGCCGAUGCCCGAAGUGAAGCCGCCGCUGCUCGGAGCACCAACGAAUCCGUUUCAAUUAAACUCCGGAAAUUCUGUCAGGCCCCAAUUCUCGCAACCGCUACUCCCCAAUCCAAUGCUUCCGAGCCCGAUCAAUCCGAUGAUGAAUGUUCCAAUGCCAAUGCCUUUUCCCUGGCAACGACCCCCUUCGAGGUUGAGGGUCGCGGAGCGCAUGUUUUCGCAGAGAUCGGCCAACCAGCGAUUACUGCAAAUUCAACGACAAAGUCAGGCGCCGACGAACGGCGCGACGCCUUCCGCGCCGGUUUUGCCGCUGCAAGAUCCGCGUGAAGAGCUCAAAAAAAUAGCACGCGAAUUGGGUCGUCCCGAGCCCGUGUACAAAAUAAUUCCAGUCCAAGGAAAAGGUGGUUCGAUGGUUUACGGAAAAGUCGAGAUCGGCUCGUCCAAGUUCAGCAGCUACCCGGAGGAGGCUCAAACUCCAGAAGCCGCGGAAAUCCUGGCAGCCCGUGAAGCUCUGAAAGACUUGAAAAAGGAACACGCAACGACCCUGAGACUGGUGCCGACAACGAACAAGGACGUGAUGAAGAAGCGACUGCUCGAAAUCGUCGACCACCACACCGGCGUUUUCAUUCACAAAAUUCCUGCUCUUUAUCAGGAAGAAUUUAAAGAAAAUCUGCCGAGCGAUUGGAUGGAAGAAAUCGCGCAAUGGAACGAGGUUGACUUGGAAAACGGCGUCAACGAUUCCGUCAUUCUCAUACGCGCGGUUUUGACCGCCAAUUCGAAAGCGCCAGUGGAACUAUCGCCGGUCACAGAAAAAUCAUUCCUCAAGCCAAUUUACAGCUGUGCACCUGGCAACGUGACUCUUCCCGACGAGCACGUUUGGGUUGCUCACGUCACAUACGUUAUCAGCCCCGUCGAAAUUUGGGUUCGGUUGGUCGGCGAAAAUUACAGCGAUAAACUGGACGCGAUGCGGAUAGAAAUGAAAAAUUAUUAUUCGACGGUGAAAACUCCGGCAGAGCACAUCGAGCCGAACGGUUAUUACGCGAUGAUGGAAAACGAAACGUGGUACAGAGUCCGAGUCCUCGAGUGCGAUUUGUCCUGCGACGAGGCGGACAUUCUUUUCAUAGAUUUGGGAGAAGACGACACGGUCAAUGUUUCUCGGCUGUACCCACUCAAUCGUAAAUUCUAUUCGCUCCCAGCUCAAGCCAUGAGGGUUUCCUUGAUCGGCUUGGAAGAUUUUGCUGAUUGCGAAAGCGCCGUCGUCCCUAUUAUCGAAAAGCACAUUCUUGAAGGCGUUUUUUACAUGGAAGAUUUCAGCCGGGACGUCGACGAAUUCGGCCCGUUGGCCAGCGUCAUCAUGUACGAUACCGAAGGACCUGUGGACAUUGACCUGAACGAUCUCAUCGUGAAGAAAAUACUCGAAAACAUCGCCCCCAGGUUCGAAAGCCCUGGACAAAUCACUGCCGUUCACGCCUCACACAUCCAGAGCAACGGGGACGUUUUUAUUCAGGUCAAAAGCGACACCUUGAAGACGUUGACGAAGUUGCUAAACAAAUUAGUAGAAACUGGAAUUUCGAACGACGAAAGAUUGAGGUACGCGGUCGACCGAAUCGAUAGCCACUCGAUUUACCUGGCUCGUUGUAACGAGAGCGGAGACUGGUAUCGUGCGAAGUUCGUGGAAAUGGGGCUCCCCGGGGAGAGCAAUAGCCGUCCUUUGAAGAUGUUCGUCGUAGAUUUCGGCAGGACGAUUCUAGUGGACAUGGAGAACGUUUUGCAGCUGGAAAAAAUGUCGAGCGUCCUGGCGAGAUUUCCAGCCCAAGCUGUCAAAAUCGCUCUCGAUAAAUUGGAGUCGAACAUGUUCAGCUCCGAAAUGGUUACGAGACUGAGAGAGUUGGCACCUGCCUCUCAAGUUUUAAUACUCAAGGUCGUCAAGCCCAGCGUCGAUGGCUCGGUGCCCGUUGUCGAACUUUUCAAAAGAUCGCCGCCCGAUAAUAUUCUCGGAUCGAUCAACAACACUUUGGUUCACGAGUACGAAGGCAUCAAAAUCGUCGACGAGGACGGAAACAACAACGUAAAACCCAGGAAACUCGUUGAGAGAGUCAACUCUCGAAGCACUGUUGAUAUCGAAGAAAACGCGAAGGCCCUUCCGGCCCCGAAAAUCGGUGAAGUCGGCGAAUAUUUCAACGUUCACGUUACCAUGGCAGCUAAUCCGGCCAACUUCACCGUUCAACCUCUCGAGUCCAAGGAGGAAUUGAAGAAUUUGAUGGUGAAACUCCAGAAGGUUUGUCAAGACUUGAAAGACUCGCAUCCCCCUCUCGACUCGGUCAGAGAGGGUCGACUCUACGCUGCACAACACAGCGAUGGUUCUUGGUAUCGUGGCUGCGUGCUCAACGUAAUUGACAAGCAAGUGUUCACGGUUUACUUCAUCGAUUAUGGCGACGUGGCUGUUGUAUGGCUGGACAAACUGUUGCCCCUGUCGAGACAAUUUCUCGAUCUUCCUUAUCAAGCAAUAAAGGCUCGAUUAGUUGGAAUAAAGCCAAAAAGGAUCGACUGGUCUCCCGAAGACUGCGUGCGAUUCCAAAACCUCGUGGUGGAACGAGCGCUCGUUUCAGUGGUCCAGGAAGUGGACGCCGAUCGACAUUUGCCCCGGGAUACGGUGCUGGGCUUGAGCUUGAUCGACGUAUCGACCGCCGAGGACGUGUACAUAGGGGAUGUUUUGGUGAAAGAAGGGCGCGCCGUUUAUGUCUAGUGAAAGGGACUCGGCAGUCGUUCGUACGAGUUUUCAGACUCGACAGUAUGUUUAUUCUCGAUUUUCCUAUUGUUUCCUCGUUUUAUAGAGCAAUUAUUAGCGGCGGGUUACGCUAAACAUAUAAAAACGACCAUGAAUAUACAUAAAUAAGAGAAUUUAUAUAGAAAAGUGACGAAAAACGAGGAUGAGAAAUUUCAGUGGUUUUUUAACCGCGUUAUUGGUAGCGAGGAAGCGAGGAUUUGGCUGAAAGCUCCAUUCCGAGUGUUAAUCGCGCGAUCGCAGUGAGCGAAAUUCCAUUAUUUUUUCAUUUCAUAUUUACCCAUCCUCGCUCACUGCUCUAAAAAGUGAUUUGUUUUUUUUUUUUUUUUAAUUUUUGACAAUGAGACUGUGGUUCAGCUCGAGCCGAGCGACCAAUAUCGACUUAAGUCGAGCUACGAAACGAGUUUUUCGUACACAAAAGUUUUUUUUUCGUUCCUUGUUUUUUUUUUUCAGUUCUUUUUUUUUUUAUCAAUUUGGCGAAAAAACGAAGCCAUGCGUCAAUUUUCUUUCGUUUUUUAGUUCUAUUUUAUACGAACGUUGAUUAAUGAUAAAUGAAACAUAACGGAUUUAACCGAAAUAUUCUUCCUAGUAGAUUUAUAAAGAUACGAUACACUUGGUGCCAAUUGCACGAGGGAAAUUUAGCUCCUGGUAUUUUGAACCCAGAUAUUUAGCCGUUCCAUAUUCCUGAGUGCGCUAACUAUUCAUUUUUUCCUCCUUUUUCGGUUGUGAAAUUGUCACUCAUCUCCCUUGCUCUUUUCUCUCUCACUCUCUCGUCUGCCAAUCGAAAUUUAACGCUUCCACGAAUAUAUGCAAAUUAAACAGUAUUACUAGACACAAUGUAUUCGUGCGAAAUAUGACAGUGGCUGAAUAUUAAUGACAUAUUUGCAUUAUUAUUAUUAUUAUUAUUAUAAAUAAACGAGAGAUUAUAUAAAAAUGUAUUUUUUACGAAUUAUGUACGAAAAUAAUAAAAUCUCGAGGCAAGGUGAAAUGACAAAAUUA